GGCGGAGAGAAGAAGAUGUAAGUUCCGCUCACGGGUAGGGCGUUCUCGGAGGUAGGGCGUCGCGACGUGAGGCCUUUGCACCGUAGGGUGCAGCCCGCACAUCGGCUCUCACCAGCCCGGCGGGAAAAAGCCGGCCCCCGGAAUGCGACCAAGUGCCAGAGAAUAACAGUUUAGAGGUCCAAGAUGUCCAAUCUGAGGAUAUUUGCAAUGAAUCAUAAGAAAAUAUCCAGCUUGCACAUUAACAAUAUGUGUUCCUCUAAAAUAAGAGCAAGUCUAAAAAGAUUAAGGCUACAUGUGCUUCUUGGAAGAAAUUACAGUUCCCUACCAGGUACAAAUGUUAGAUUCUUCUCAUUUUACUUAAACUGCUUGCUUGCUUUCUCCCUUUUCUCUCUGUCUGUCUGUCUCUCUCUAUCUCUCUCUCUCUCUCUGUCUCUCUCUCUCUCUCUGUCUCUCUCUCUCUUUCUCUUUCUCUCUGUCUCUCAUUUGCAAGCAUCUCCCUUAUUAGGGGUCUCCAACCAUUUUGAAAACAGUGGCUCCCUUUUACUUCUUGGCUAUUUCCUUGAGAUUAUUAGGAGUUGGCGUAUUCUGAUAGAUGCUAGGAGGUAGUACCAGUACACUUAUGUUCCUCAUCUGCUGUCCAUCCUCAUGAGCUGAGCAAAGGGAAGGGUCGGCUCAAAGGUUUAGCAGGUUUAAUAGGAAAUGAUAUCAAGUCCCUUCAUUCCAUCAUCAAUCCUCCUAUUGCUAAAAUCCGUAAUAUUGGAAUUAUGGCUCAUAUUGAUGCAGGAAAAACUACCACCACAGAAAGAAUAUUGUAUUAUUCUGGAUACACAAGAUCACUGGGAGGUUAGAAUGGAUUCCUCCUCUCACCCUGCCCCCCAUUAGAAAAAACAUCAGUGGAAAAUAUUUUGAUUAAGAAGUCAACCUAGAGAUCUUGCAUAUGGCAUGGAGGCACUGCUGUCUAAACCACAACAUAAAGUUAAGAUGUUGAUGACGGAGACACAGUGACAGAUUUCAUGACUCAAGAGCGAGAACGAGGCAUAACUAUUCAAUCAGCUGCUGUUACAUUCGAUUGGAAGGGGUAUAGAAUCAAUCUAAUUGAUACACCAGGUCAUGUGGACUUUACCUUGGAGGUUGAGCGCUGCCUAAGAGUGUUAGAUGGUGCAGUGGCUGUGUUUGAUGCCUCUGCUGGUGUAGAGGCACAAACUCUUACAGUAUGGAGGCAAGCUGAUAAGCACAAGAUACCUCGAAUCUGUUUUUUAAACAAGAUGGACAAAAUUGGAGCAAGUUUUAACUAUGCAGUUGAAAGCAUCAGAGAGAAGUUGAAGGCAAAGCCUUUGCUUUUACAGUUACCAAUUGGUGAAGGCAAAACUUUCAAAGGAGUGGUGGAUGUAGUAAGUAAAGAAAAACUUCUUUGGAAUCCCAAUUCAGAUGAUGGAAAAGACUUUGAGAGAAAACCCCUCUUGGAAAUGAGUGAUCCUGAAUUGCUGAAGGAGAUAACGGAAGCAAGAAAUGCCUUAAUUGAACAAGUUGCAGAUUUGGAUGAUGAAUUUGCUGACUUGGUUUUAGGAGAAUUUAGUGAGAAUUUUGAUUUGCUACCGGCUGAAAAGCUACAAACUGCAGUACACAGAGUAACACUGGCUCAGACAGCAGUGCCUGUGCUUUGUGGAAGUGCCCUGAAAAACAAAGGGGUCCAGCCCUUGUUAGAUGCUAUUACUAUGUACUUGCCUUCACCUGAAGAACGCAACUAUGAAUUUCUGCAGUGGUAUAAGGGUGACUUAUGUGCCCUGGCAUUUAAAGUUCUCCAUGACAAGCAGCGAGGCCCACUGGUUUUUAUGCGCAUUUACUCAGGCAUGAUAAAACCCCAAUUGGCCAUCCAUAAUAUUAAUGGAAACUGCACGGAGAGAAUAAGUCGUCUGCUUUUGCCAUUUGCUGACCAGCAUGUAGAAAUCCCUUCACUGACUGCUGGUAACAUUGCUUUGACUGUUGGGCUUAAACACACUGCCACUGGUGACACCAUUGUCUCAUCCAAGUCCAGCGCAUUAGCUGCAUGUCGUCGAGCGGAAAGGGAGGGAGAAAAGAAGCAUAGACAAAACAGUGAAGCAGAGAGGCUUUUGUUGGCUGGGGUGGAGAUUCCAGAACCUGUUUUCUUCUGUACCAUAGAACCUCCAUCCAUGGCUAAGCAGCCAGAUUUGGAUCAUGCAUUGAAAUGCCUUCAGCGUGAAGAUCCCAGUUUGAAAGUGAAGCUAGAUCCUGACUCUGGACAAACUAUCCUUUGUGGCAUGGGGGAGUUACAUAUUGAGAUAAUUCAUGACCGAAUCAAGAGGGAAUAUGGACUGGAAACCUAUCUAGGGCCCCUCCAGGUGGCAUACCGAGAGACCAUCCUAAAUUCAGUUCGUGCCACAGAUACCUUAGAUAGAACUUUAGGAGACAGACGGCAUCUUGUGACUGUAGAACUGGAAGCAAAAUCACUGGAAACAUCAUCUCUUCUGCCAGUCAUCGAGUAUGCAGCAAGUGUUGCCGAAGACCUUUCGCGGGCCUCACGAGAGGCCAUUGAAAAUGGCCUUCACAGUGCGUGCCUCCAAGGACCAUUGCUUGGAUUCCCAAUUCAAGAUGUAGCAAUUACUUUACAUUCAUUGGUAAUUCAUCCCGGUACCUCCACAACUAUGAUUUCUGCCUGUGUCUCAAGAUGCCUACAAAAGGCUCUGAAGAAGGCUGAUAAGCAAAUUUUGGAGCCCCUGAUGAAUCUUGAGGUUACAGUGACUAGAGAUUACCUCAGUCCUGUCCUAGCAGAUCUGGCACAAAGAAGAGGGAACAUUCAGGAAAUCCAGACUCGUCAGGACAACAAAGUUAUUAUUGCAUUUGUUCCCUUAGCAGAAAUUAUGGGUUAUUCAACUGUGCUUCGAACGUUAACAUCAGGCUCAGCUACCUUUGCCUUAGAGCUGUCUAAUUAUCAAGCCAUGAAUCCUCAAGACCAAAGUACACUGCUCAGCCAGAGAAGUGGCUUGUCCUAAGUCCUCGGAGAGAAACUCAGGAGUACCUACCUACUUCAUUUUCAGUAAGAACAACUGAAAAGGUAGAACUUGAAACAGACAGUGGCACUGGUGCUGCCCAUUCUAUUUUAUAGAAUGAGAAACGUGCUUUGAUGUUGAAGGUUAAUGUACCUGAACUGUAUUGUGUAUCUAGGAAGUUAUUACUGCCGGUAGUCAAGAUUCAGUCUUUUGGAAUAUACUGAGUGAUUGAUAGAUAUCACGAGGUUUUUGGUUGGCUGAUUUUAAGCUUCUCUCACAGGAAAGAUGUCAGUCUUCUAUGUAUAAUGUAUAAUAAGAUGGAGGUUCAAUCAAUAAAGAGAUUUUAUUCAAAAACA
This is a messenger RNA of Balaenoptera musculus (blue whale), 3364 nucleotides long. RefSeq names its product GTP dependent ribosome recycling factor mitochondrial 2 (gene GFM2). The record is from RefSeq and is a predicted model, not a curated record. The coding region runs from base 1014 to 3011 and encodes 665 amino acids. The transcript has 21 exons. Gene Ontology annotation, molecular function: GTP binding; GTPase activity; translation elongation factor activity. Gene Ontology annotation, biological process: ribosome disassembly; mitochondrial translation. Gene Ontology annotation, cellular component: mitochondrion. NCBI's taxonomy places the organism in Eukaryota, Metazoa, Chordata, Mammalia, Artiodactyla, Balaenopteridae.